Nelumbo nucifera (sacred lotus) is the source of this 2044-nucleotide messenger RNA. RefSeq names its product common plant regulatory factor 1. Gene Ontology annotation, biological process: regulation of DNA-templated transcription. Gene Ontology annotation, molecular function: DNA-binding transcription factor activity; sequence-specific DNA binding. The record is from RefSeq and is a predicted model, not a curated record. Lineage: Eukaryota; Viridiplantae; Streptophyta; Magnoliopsida; Proteales; Nelumbonaceae. Gene Ontology annotation, cellular component: nucleus.
ACCUCCCCCCCUCUCUCUCUCUCUCUCUCUCCCACUACGCGCUUGAUAGCAAUCUUUCUCCGUUCUUCUUCUUUCCUCCUUUUUCCGACCAGAGACAGAGAUGGAGAGAAUGUGGAAGAAAGAAUGGUAGCUCAUAGUUGAGGUUCGAGUUACACCUUUUUUCCCGCUAAUUUUUUUCUAGCAAUUCUCCUUCCGCCGUUGAAGACAGUUCAAAGCCGGGAGUUUCUGCGAAAUCCUUUUUUCUUAUUUGUUUCAAAGGUGUGGAGACGGAACCUUGGAGAGAUUUCUCACAGUUCGAAUCGGGCUUCGCAUUCAAGAAUUUGAGAGAAUAGCUUGCUUCAAUAAAGGGUUUCAAAAUCUGUUGUGGAGCAAUUAACGUUUUCUGCUGUGGAAUUUGAUCAUGGGAAACAAUGAAGCUGCAACACCUCCCAAGUCAGAGAAAAAUUCUUCACCUGCACAAGAGCAAACCAAUAUUCAUCCGUAUCCUGAUUGGGCAGCUAUGCAGGCGUAUUAUGGUCCUGGUGUCACCUUACCACCACCAUAUUUUAACCCUGCUGUCACAUCUGGUCAUGCUCCCCAUCCAUAUAUGUGGGGUCCGCCUCAGCCUCUAAUGCCACCUUACGGUGCACCUUAUGCGGCAAUAUACCCACAUGGAGGUGUUUAUGCUCAUCCUUCAAUUACUUAUGGGUCACAUCCACAUGGUCCUGGGUUUCCACCAUCACCUGUUGUGAGUGAAGUCAUGGUUGCAACCCCUGUAAGUGUAGAACCACCUGCCAAAUCAUCAGGUAGCAAAGAUCGUGACUUGAUGAAGAAAUUGAGAGGACUAGGCAAUGGUAAUGCUGAAGGUGCUGCGGAAGGCGCAACUAGUGGGUUGUCACCAAGUGCAGAAUGCGGUACAGAUGGUUCAAGUGAUGGGAGUGAUGGGAAUACUUCAGGGGGGGACAAAACUGAGAGGAAAAGAAGCUCUGAUUCGAUUCUAUCUGCAGGCUCAGAUGGGAAGGUUGAAACACCAGCAAUUUCCAUGCCAAGUGCACAGGUAAAUGCAGCUUCCAGUGGAGGUGCUAUCAGUGUUGCAGGAAAAACAGUUGGAAUUGCACCUUCACCUGGCAUGACCCCGAUAUUUGAUUUCAGGGGUCUCCGUAAUGGGAAAGCAAACACCAACACAGUAAUUGCUCCUCCUGAACUCUGGGUGCAGGAUGAGCGGGAGCUAAAACGGCAGAGGAGGAAGCAGUCUAACAGAGAGUCUGCUAGAAGGUCAAGGUUGAGGAAGCAGGCCGAGACUGAUGAACUCGUGAUGAAAGUUGAAUCCCUGACUGCUGAGAAUAUAGCUCUUAAAUCUGAAAUAAGUCGAUUAACACAGAGUUCGGAGAAAAUGAGGCUUGAAAAUGCUGCCUUAAUGGAGAAACUGAAAGAUGCAGAACUAGGACAGACGACGGAAGUGGUGGCCAAUGAUACUGAAGCCCGCGAGGAUCCACCAGUUAGUACAGAGAAUUUCUUAUCCAGGGUAAACAACCCAGCAUCUGUUAGUAUAGAUGAUCGGAGGGAUACUGAGAUCCACAAGAACUCUAACUCAGGUGCUAAGCUCCGUCAGCUCCUAGAAUCCAACACUAGGACUGAUGCAGUCGCUGCUGGGUGAUGGAAUGAAUUUGGGCCGGUCUCAAGGUCCAAGUUUCCUAUUACUUCUCAUUGGAUCAUGUAAUUUUGGCAAAAUUUAUAAAACCCAAAAUUACUCCUAACAGUAACUACUGAGGUAGGAUAAGAUAGGAAGGAUGCAGAAAAGCGGUGGUCUUGAGGAGCAAUCUCUUGUUAGCGAUGGGGAGCCCUCAAAUUUUCACUUUUGUAAGUUUUAGACUCUGCAGCAUUAACUAAUUUGUGGUCACAUGUUGGGGAUAUAAAUUAAAACUGAUGUACAUCGAAGAGGUUUUAUUAUAAGCUCUAAUGCCGUAGUAUUUUAUGUAAAUGUCUCCCCUUGGCUCUUCCUAAAUCCAGAUGUAAUAGAGCGGGUUUGGUAUGAAAUGACAAUUAAGGCUUGUAUGGUUUUACA